AGGAAAUCGCAGUGAAUAUGACUGACUUAAGCAUUUCAAAAAGUAUUGAUAAUCAACAAGUAGUUAUGCUUAAAAAAUUAAUUGUUUUAAGUAUAGUAGCAAAUAGUAGUAAUGAUGAUCUCAACCGCUUCAUGAAUUGUACUAAAAAAGUUCCUUUUAAGGUUAAGGAAAAUAUUUUAAAAGUUAUUUACGUUGAAAUAAAACGAGUGUAUUUCACGUUCUUAGAUUUACUAAUACCGUACAGAUAUCUAAUCAAAGAAAAAGUAUUAGAGUAUUUAAAUAUAUUAAAAAGUAACAAGAUUAACAUUCAUAAUGAAUUGAAAAAUCUGUCCUCCUUUUCUGAUAAAGAAGUAGUAUUUUAUGAAGUCCUUAAUCAGAUUGAAACGCGAAUGAAUUCUGAUAAAAUGCCAAUGCUGUCAAAUCCAUCUACUCCACUUUCGUCGCAAAAUUCCAGGACAUUAACAGAAACGUGCCUAACGAAUCGAGUACUAGAACUCUGCAUCUUAGAUGCUUUGGCUACAUAUGUUGUUCUGGAUGUAUUCAUAUUAUGUAUAAGUUCACAUAAAGCUACAGAGAAAAUAUUGAAUUCGUUAAAACAUAAUGCAGACUUUAAAAAUAAAGUUGAAGUAAAGAUGAAAAAUUUUCUUGAUGAGCACGACGUAGAUUAGACUGCCGUGAAAUUAAAAGAUUUGCUUACAACUUAUUCGCCUGAAUUGAAAAUUCAGCCCGAAAAAAUUACCAAACAUUUAAAGAACUAUUUAAAAGUAGUAAAUCCCGAGAGUGGAAUCUGUUUCCAAGGUUGCUAUAGGUAUGUCUAUACUUCUCGUAAUAUUAAAACUUAACUCUUUGUCCUGCCAGCAUCCAACAGGCAUGUAAAUCCGGCGGAAAGUACCACUUUUUCUCUCUUGGGCGGAAAGUAAACCUACAGUUGGAAAAGUGCAAAAAAGUAAUAAUUUUCCGCCCUAAGACUCUUUUUUCGCUUAUAAAAUUUUGUUUAUAACACAUGCAUGCAAAACACACGUUUUUAUGGAUAUAAAGCGAAUGACAAGAUUCUCAUUUCGAACAUGAGAGCCAUUCCCUCUCACUACUAAAGAAUAAUCAAAUUUUCAAAAUUUUCGAAAUUUUAAGUAAGAGAAACUUCCCGUUCACUUCAAAUGCAUAAAAACGAGUCUUUAGAUGCACUUGUCAAAAAAAGUACAGUGUGCGAUAAGGGGAGAAGUUCAUUUCUACCUCGGGUAAGAUUUCGUUAAAAAUAGCCCC
Molecule: messenger RNA, 1260 nt
Organism: Nasonia vitripennis (jewel wasp)
Lineage: Eukaryota; Metazoa; Arthropoda; Insecta; Hymenoptera; Pteromalidae
Exons: 4
Coding region: 18-668 (216 amino acids)
Source: RefSeq, a predicted model, not a curated record